This is a messenger RNA of Clupea harengus (Atlantic herring), 3626 nucleotides long. It is a transcript of the gene gpr22b, whose product is annotated as G protein-coupled receptor 22b. The record is from RefSeq and is a predicted model, not a curated record. Gene Ontology annotation, biological process: cellular response to hormone stimulus; G protein-coupled receptor signaling pathway. Gene Ontology annotation, cellular component: plasma membrane. Gene Ontology annotation, molecular function: peptide binding; G protein-coupled receptor activity. Lineage: Eukaryota; Metazoa; Chordata; Actinopteri; Clupeiformes; Clupeidae.
AGGGGGGGAGUAAAGGAGAGAGAGAGAGGAGGGGAUGAGCGAGAGAGUGUAGGAGUAGGACUGUUUGCACGCACAGCACAGCACUGCUAAGAGAGCGCAACAGACCAAAGGAAGCUUGGCAAGGGAAGAACAAGCAGAUGAGAGAGGAGAAGCGGGAUGCUUCCAGCCUGCCAUAGGACAGUCCAUGUUCAUAUGUGCCGCCUCUCUUUUUUUUCUCUCUCUCUCUUCUCUCUCUUUCUGGAUUGCUGGAUGCAUUGAUUUUGGGAUGUUAAAUGACACUUGUUUCGUGGCCAAUGACAUUCAACAAUUCUUUGUUCACACACAUCCGCUGUGGGACACUGGAAGGACUGCACGCUAAUACUUCUGGAUCUCACUGGGUCUUUGGGACGUCUUUAUACUGGAGAGAGCCUCGCGGAGCAAAGGGACUGGACUAUUUCUGGAGCAUAACAGAUUUUCAUUAGCAAGACCAGGCAAUUAGUUAAUGCUACUAAAGCCAGAGGGGUUUGUUUGACAGUUACGUACAGGCACACACCCGCCAUCCUUCCUGCUGCAUGGAUAAACACUGAGAAGAAAUAUUUGGAGCAAAACAUGAGAGCUGUGCGGAGACGAGAACGAGGAACAGACUGAUGUGGGGAUGGCGUGGACCCAGGCCUGCUACUCUCACCCCUCAUCUAUCUGGGGUUUCAUCCGAGCAUAAAUCAGAGGACAGCGUCUCUUCCACCACCACCACCAAAAACAACAACAACAACAACAACAACACCCCCCCCCUGCCCCCAGGCACGACCACUGGCUACUGAACUCCCUCUUAUUUCCUUCAUUAGAGAAUGACCUUCAAGUGAAACACUGAGCCAAUUGCUCAAGAACACCAACACCAACACGCCCAAGUACUACUUUUGCAUGCAAACCAAUUUGCUCCCACACACGUACAUACAGACAAACACACACACACAAACACACACUUACACACACACCACUUAAAGCAGAAUAUAAUAGCAUAAGCUGAGCCUCUGUGGACUUCAGAUGGAUGCUGUUGUGUUUCCCAGUGGAUGUGAGUGGACUGAGCACAGCUCCCCUGACUUGUGAGGUGACCUGUAAGGAUGGUUGGAGGUGACCUCCUGGAAGCCUAAAGGUCAUUUGAAGCAAGAAAACCCACUGAGAGAUAGAGAGAGAGAGAGAGAGAGAGAGAGAGAGAGUCAGCAUGCACACCCCUCAGACUCACUGACCCCUCGGCUCAGUGACCGCCUAACCGGUGUCAGCGCCGGCCUGCCAUGGAAAAUCAAUGAGGAUUUAAUUCUGUGCGCGCUGUGAUAAAAAUUCAAAUAACCACCGGAGUAGCUGCCGGCAGACCUACGGCUGAGAGUCUCGGACAUGGCGCUGCGCCGUCUUUUGAUAACGGUGCUAUCGCAGGGGGAUUAAUUGUUCACUGAGGAGUACGAGUAAACAUCAUAAAGCAUCGGUGUUUGCACUGAACUGCGAACGGGGUCAAUCUCGCUGGAGGCUGGAGUCAAUAUUUCUCGUAACCUCCCAGUGCUUUAUGGAGAGGGAGAAUCUGACCUUUGGUGUUGUGUGUAUUUCUUGAGAGCCCUUUGGUUUGGGGAGUUACAGCGAUCGUAAACAGUGGACAGACUGGGUAGUCCUCGCUCAAUCUGUUGUUAUUUUCCUCUCCAUCUGAAACCAAUCGAGAAGGAGGAGAGAACGUGUGUGAAGGGGAGAAACAGAGGAACGAGGAACACUGGUCUUGGAAUUGGAGUGAAGGCCCAGUGAGUGUUUUUUUAAUAAAGUGAGGAGUAAUCAGAUGCUGGUCGGGUUGCGAACAGGUGCGCCGCUGAUCGUAAUACAGGUGGUGCAUCUUUCCCCACGAGAGGCCAUGCUGGGAUCGGAUUACCCAGCUGGAACCCGUCAAGACGUUUGUGGCCCACACACAAACCCCUGAAGACAAGAGAAAGCUCAGGGGAAGGGAUAAUGCAUAUUCCUCCCGCGCUGGAAGAAGCCACCAUGAGCAACGUCACUGUGCACGACAACACUGAGUCCAUCGUCAGUCCCAACAUGAACCUGGCAGCAUCCUCCACCUACCCCGUCAGCUUCCAGGUGUCCCUGACCGGCUUCCUGAUGCUGGAGAUCGUGCUGGGCCUGAGUAGCAACCUGACCGUACUGGCUCUGUACUGCAUGAAGUCCAACCUGGUCAACUCGGUGAGCAACAUCGUCACCAUGAACCUGCACGUGCUGGACGUCAUCGUGUGCGUGUGCUGCAUCCCGCUCACCAUCGCCGUGGUGCUGCUGCCACUGGAGGGCGACGUGGAGCUGGUGGGCUGCUUCCACGAGGCGUGCGUCUCCUUCACUAGCGUGGCCACGGCCGCCAACGUGCUGGCCAUCACGCUGGACCGCUACGACAUCUCCGUCAAGCCGGCCAACCGCGUGCUGACCAUGGGCCGCGCCGUGGCCCUGCUCGGGGCCAUCUGGGUGCUGUCUUUCCUCAGCUUUCUGGUCCCCUUCAUCGAGGUGGGAUUCUUCGGGCCCGAGAUGCAGCCAGAGCGCAACCAAACGGCGGUGCUGGUGGACCAGAGUGGCGAGGACUUACCAGAGCGGGGCCUGUACUACCACCUGCUGGCCCAGAUCCCCAUCUUCUUCUCCACGGCCGUGGUCAUGCUGGUGACGUACUACAAGAUUCUGCAGGCGCUCAACAUCCGCAUCGGCACGCGCUUCCACAACGCGCAGAAGAAGAAGAAGUCGCGCAGGAAAAAGAACAUCUCGCUGAUGGCCACGUCACAGCAGCAGCCGCAGCAGCAGCAGCAGCAGCCAGAGGCCACAGACGCUUCGCAGAGCAGUGGUGGCAGCCGCAUGCCGGCGAUGGGCAUGCGCACGUCCGUGUCGUUGAUCAUUGCGCUUCGGCGCGCCGUCAAGCGGCACCGGGAACGGCGGGAACGGCAGCGGCGGGUCUUCCGCAUGUCGCUGCUCAUCAUCUCCACCUUCCUGCUGUGCUGGACGCCCAUCACCGUGCUCAACACCAUCAUCCUGAGCUCAGGGCUCAGCAGGGUGACCCUCAAGCUGAGGCUGGGCUUCCUGGUCAUGGCGUACGGCACCACCAUCUUCCACCCGCUGCUCUACGCCUUCACCCGGCAGAAGUUCCAGAAGGUUCUCAAGAGCAAGAUGAAGAAGCGGGUGGUGUCCAUCAUCGAGUCUGACCCGCUGCCCAAAAACGCUGUCAUCCGGAACUCGUGGAUUGACCCCAAGAGGAACAAGAAAGUGACAUUCGAGGACCACGAAGCCAGGCAAAAAUGUUUGUCCUCAGAGAACAUGGACUGAGUAUCAAGACGGACUUACUUACAUGUGCUGUUUCUGUUUUCAAAACGGACAGACAGAACCAGUCAGAACCUGGUCUCAGAACCAUCAGGAAACAUUUACAAAAGGGAGGACAUACAUAAAAAUGUGUCAUGCAAAUACGUGUCAAAUGUGUAAAACUGAUAAUUUAUUACUAUUUAUUCUGACUUUAUGACAGAGUACGGUAGAUUUCAUAGAGUGGUUCUAUAAUUUAUGCUGUAUAUAAUGCAUGGCUUUUUGUAACUGUAGAAAUAUACUUUGUGUACAUAGACUAUUUGUACAGCUCAUGAAUAAAUACAUACAUUAGA